UUCUGGUGGAAUGCAAAACCUUUUCCACGGUGGCAAAGAAAGGCAACCAUCUCCGUGUUUUCCAUCCGCAGUCUCCUAACCAUCAGCAAAAACCCUUUUGGAAACCCUAAUUCUGGGUUCUGUGAAGUCGGUCGCGCCCCCUCUCAGCCUCUGUUCUUUUCCAUGCAACCAAAAGCUACUGCUCUGCGUUCAAGGAUGGGAGAUGACAAGGAGGAUCUCUGCUUUGUGGAAGAAAGAGAAGCGGAAAUGGUGGCCUAUGCCGGCUCAUCCGAGCCCUAUAAGAGGAGUGGGUACUUUCUUAAUCCUAUUUCAACCAACGCUCAUGAAACCCAAGAAUCUCUAUCGUCUCCUCCUCAGUGCACAAUCACUCUUGCCCCUUGUGCGACUUCGACGGUUCACUUCAAAGGUUGGGCUUGCCCGCAGCGCCAAUGGGGGAAGUGGGUUGAGAAAUUGCAGCCAAUUUAUGAAGAUUUGUGGAAGAAGGCUGGCAUCUUUAACGCCAUCAAGUCUUCAACCUACAAAAUUAGGCGAGAACCAUCUUCCAUUUUGGGUGCAGCGGCCUUCUGGUGUGAGGCGACCAACACAUUCCUCUUACCGUGGUCGGAGGCCACCAUAACUCUGGAGGAUGUGAUGAUUCUCGGAGGUUUUCCUGUUAUGGGAGAACCCUUGAAGAAAAGAGAACCAUUCGAGGGAGAUCUGCAAGAACUGGAGAAAGCUAUGAUUGUUGAGCACAGGAAGUUCAACAAAACAAAAUGGCGGAAGGCAGACCAGACGUUGUGGACGAGGCAGUUCAUGGAAAGGGAGGGCGAUGAACUGGAGCACAUUGGUUUCCUUUCAUUGUGGCUUUCAAGGUACGUUUUUCCUAGACAUCCCGACGGAAUUGUGGGGCAGUAUGUGAUACCGAUUGCAGUCCGUCUCUCUCGAGGUGUUAGGAUCUCAAUUGCCACUGCAGUCCUUGCUAGUCUUUACCGGGACUUGCGCAUAUUGAAAGAUUAUCUUCACCGAAAUGGUGGUGGGGAGGAAGCAGCACAGUUGGUUUUAUGGGCACCUUUUAGUAUAUUACAGAUGUGGUUAUGGGAGAGAUUUGUUGCUCUGAGGCCAGAGGUGCUGAAUUAUGUAAAUUCUGGUGAACCACGGGUGGCAAGGUGGCAUGAUGCUACUAAAAAGCUGGAGCUAUCAUUUGUAAUAUCAGUUCUUGUAUUACCAGACAGCUUCCAGUGGCGACCUUAUGCAAUUAGUUUGGACAGUUGGCGCAUGCCUUCUUUCUACAAGGAAAUGGGUGAAUGGGUUUGCAGUAGUGCUUGUGCUGAUGAUGAGUGUGGGUCCUUUGCGAGGUGCUUGAGGCCAUGUGAACUGGUUGGGCUAGAUUGUAUUGAGCAAUAUCUUCCUCAUUGGGUGGCCAUGCAGUUUGGGUUGGAUCAAGAUAUACCAGAUGCUAUAACCAGAUCCAACUCAUCAUGGGAGGCAGCCUGGGACAGUUUUGAUACUGCCAAAAUGUUGAAGUUCUUUGCCCCACCUCGGCUUUACGAGUCAGAUGUCACUGCACGGUAUUCAGUCUGGUGGAAAAACCACAGGGUGAACUGUUCUAAUGUGGUUAGAGUUGUCGCAGGUCCAUGUGUGCCUAUGAAGGCUGCAAAGAAAUCAGAGAAGGAAAUUUCAGAAAAGUCAAGUCAGAAUAUUGAAUUUCUGACCAAGGAGGUGGAGUUGCAAAAUAAGGAUGAUUUUGCAUUAGUUCAUAAUGCGAGUGAAAAGGUUUGCAAAAGAAAAGCUUUAAGUUGCUUAAAGCCUUUAGAAGCCACAGCUGAGGGGGAAACCCAUAGUAAACUGAAGCUAUCUGUGAAGGGUUGGAAGAAGCUAAAACAAGAUGCCAAAGCUUCUAGGAAGAGUAAAACAGAGAAGAAAAGACGGUAUUUAAAAGAUUUUGCUUUUGAUUUAGCUGGAGAUGUGCACAGGGAAACUCUGGGUGACAUUGAUGGGAAGGAAGCUGAUGAUUUUGCACUCAACCCGGCUUUAGAGUUUGGAGAAACUACAGUCCCUUCAUUAUUCAGAACACAAAAAAGAGGAGAAUUUAUAGGAUUGAUUAGCGAAGAUUCACAGCUGGAAAUGCAAAUUAAAGCACUCAAGAAGGAGAUUUCUGAGAUCCAAGCGAAAUUGAUGAAUCUGGAAUCUCUUCAAGAUGAGCAAUCUAAGUCUGAAGUAUCUUCUUCUGAUGAAUAGGUGCAAUGGUCUUGCUCAGAGGCAACUUCUUGCAUUGUAAUUAAGAAUGCUUUUUUGUUUUGUUUGAAUUGCCCUAAUUAAAAGAAAAAAAGAAGUAACAAAAGAAGCCUAUUGUUUUGGACAUAGCAUCUUUGUUAUUUGUUGGAGCGAUGGAAUCAAAGUUAGCUUGCAUAUUUCUGAUACAUCCAAGUUUAUCAUUCAUUUAGGAUAUCAAAUUUGAUUGAAAACCUGUUGCAUCAUGGCUAACUUUCCUGGGUUUGAGUGGAUGUAUCCAUAUCUUUUUUGUAAAUUGAUAUUUUGGGGCCCGAUGCUGCCCAGGAGUGCUCUGUGAAUUUGGUGUCCGUGGUUUGGUAGCCUCUCUGUUUAGGAACUAUGCACUA
Messenger RNA from Phalaenopsis equestris, 2597 nucleotides. RefSeq lists its product as uncharacterized. The record is from RefSeq and is a predicted model, not a curated record. NCBI's taxonomy places the organism in Eukaryota, Viridiplantae, Streptophyta, Magnoliopsida, Asparagales, Orchidaceae. The transcript has a single exon. The coding region runs from base 163 to 2217 and encodes 684 amino acids. Gene Ontology annotation, biological process: meristem maintenance; meristem development.